Messenger RNA from Diaporthe batatas, 4232 nucleotides. Its product is annotated as telomerase reverse transcriptase. Bases 544 to 4095 code for a protein of 1183 amino acids. The record is from RefSeq and is a predicted model, not a curated record. The transcript is spliced from 7 exons. Gene Ontology annotation, cellular component: telomerase catalytic core complex. Gene Ontology annotation, molecular function: telomeric repeat DNA binding; telomerase RNA binding. NCBI's taxonomy places the organism in Eukaryota, Fungi, Ascomycota, Sordariomycetes, Diaporthales, Diaporthaceae. Gene Ontology annotation, biological process: telomere maintenance via telomerase.
AAACUACUGUAAACAACACAUGCGAGGACGUCCCGCAAGGCACCACCUCCUUACAUAGUAGUAGUACAGGUCCCUCUGUGGAUACCGCUCCAUUGUGGCCCAAGCGUCGAACGUGCCACAGGGCGAAAUCUCCGACGCCCCUGUUGUCGUACUCCGUAUUUGCAGGGCGCCGAGACACUUGUACUUGGGCGGAGCAUCGAUACGCGUCCGGCGCGCUACGCACCUGUUCCACUCCCUAAGCAUCACCACAACACAAUUCCCAGUUCGAGUCGUCCGAUAAAACUCAACCCGCCCACAAGCCCAUAAGCCCACAAGCCCAUCAAUACGCCCCCAUUCAACUUCGGCAGUUGAUUAUUUCGGCAGUCCCUGGCAUUUCUUCCCCUUGCUAGGCCGCGCAUCACAGCGCGUGCGGAACAGCUUGUGGAUCACCACCUGUGGGCGGGGCCAAGGACCUGGCAUGGUCAAAGGGCCACUUUCAAGACUAAUGCCAUACCGCGUCUCAGGCUAGGCCGGGUCGGCAUCCACAACAGGCCUCUAGUCACCAUGCAUCCACAAGCAGCCGCAACGCAUGGGCCAGAGCCAAACUCCAGAGCCCCUAGGAACAGGAAGAGGAAGAGGAACAGAGGCUCGGGGCAAGAUGCCCAAACCGGGCUGUCUGAGAGCAGUCGACCCGUCAAGCAGCUGAAAGGCACUGCCGGAAACCUGCAACCCGCCGCCGUCGUGAAGCAUGCUUUGCUGGCCCAGUAUUACCCCGUCACCUUGACCUUGCGGCAGUACGUGCUCGAGAGCCUGCCAGCAACGUCAAAGAUCCGACGCAAGAAGAUCGUUGCGAUAGGCGAGGCCGACAAAGCUGCAGCUGGAGACGCACAAGCAGGAACACAGGAUUCUGAAAAGGACCUGGCCAGACUGCUAGACACGACUUUGGUCGCUGCUCACAGCUAUCCCACAGCCUUCAAAGAGGCACACCCGGAUGGCCACUCCCAAAAAUUGACCGAGUUCUCAAAAAGGGGCGGCAAUUCUCAUGCGGCGCUCUCUGGCGUUGCUGCUAGUCAAGAAUGUUCUCAGGCUGAGCUAGUCGAGCACAUCAUCUGGGUACUCUUCGACAAAAAGGCCAUACCCAGGGCAAAGCCCCGUCACUUGCUGUGCGACGGUUUCUGCAGACAAGCUGGCCCGAGGCAGCAGUCAUGCUCAAUCCCGGGCGUGUACAUCACCGCUCCCAAUGAACGGGUUGCGGCUCUGAAACAGGCACCAUGGCCGCAGCUGCUUCUGCUGUUGGGCAAGGCUGGUCCGAAAAUCAUGAUCAAUAUCCUGGUAGAGUGUGCGGUUUUUCUUCCCGUUGAGGUCGGGCAAAACAAUUACUAUCAAUUGAGCGGAUCUCCCAUCUUCGAAUCCGAAUCCAUUCCGCCUCAGAUCGUGGCCACCCCGAUAAAGAGGGCUGACAACACAACAGCAUCCGAACGGAAGCCCACAGACAUCCAUUUCGUGAGAAGCCGCAUGCUGUAUGCCAGAGCCACACUCAAUGCCCGAGGACAGGUCCGCUUUGGGUUGAAACAUAUCCAUGCUUUGAAUAGAUUUCCUCUGUCCAAGUCCAGCGGGGGUCCCCCCUCUCCGCGAGAUGACGAAAGAGAGCCCCCAGCAGCCGAUAAUACGGUUCGAAUGAUGAUGUACAUGUUUCCUCGUCAAUUCGGGCUGCAUAAUGUAUUCACGUCUCAUGUCGAUUCGACACAGACAGCCCAGAAAUUUCAGGACUACACCCUGCGAGAGGAAGAAAUACUCAACAAGUUUCGCAAAAGGGAGGGUUGCAUCAAUGCUCUUGAUGUGCGAGUUCCCAGACGACUUAGAGGCACGCCUGAGCACCUGGUGCGGCGUCUGCAAACCUUGCACGCCCGAUGUUCUUAUGUGGAAUUGCUACAACACUACUGCCCGGUUCAUCGGAAGACACCCGAUGGCCAUGCAAGCCGUCAACGCGGUCGCGCUAAGACCGCUUCCGCGGCGAGCAAGCUUUCGGGGAAGGCUCCGAGGGAUCCUAGGAAGUCUCGGUUGACACCUUCCUCCGCGAACCCCUUGACAUUCUCGUCCAUGACGGACCUUGCAACCCCCAUAUCCCAGGUCUCGGCAUUUUGUCAAGCUGUCCUAUCGAAAAUCAUUCCCCACGAGUUCUGGGGUCAUGGUGAUGUCCAGGCUCACAACCGAGGCAUGUUUCUCAAAAACGUUGACAGGUUUGUCAAGCUGAGGCGUUUUGAAACAAUGUCACUCCAUGAGGUCAUGCAAGGCGUAAAGGUCACACAAAUUGAGUGGUUGGAGCCUCCCGGGCCGAAAAACCGCAAAUGUAGCCUGACUGAUUUCCGCAAGCGGAGCGAGAUUCUGUACGAACUCCUCUACUACAUUUUCGAUUCGAUAAUAAUACCCUUGGUCCGGAGCAACUUCUAUGUCACGGAGUCGAAUAAACAUCGCAAUCGCGUAUUUUUCUAUCGGCAUGACAUCUGGAGAUCUAUUGCGGAGCCAGCCAUGGCCGAGCUCAAGGUCAAGUUGUUCGAGGAAGUCAAGUCCGAUGAGGCUCUGAAGAAGCUUGAAUCUCGGCGACUGGGAUACAGCCAAGUCAGGUUGCUCCCGAAGCAAGCCUCGGUCCGGCCAAUCACGAAUUUGCGACGGAGGAUGCUGAUGACCAACGGCAAGAAGGUUCUGGGCCAGAGUAUCAAUACUGUCAUGGGCCCUGCCCAUAGCAUGCUGAAGCUGGAGACAGCCCUUCAUGCAAACCGGCUUGGCUCGUCCAUGUUCUCUGUGGGGGACAUCUACAAGCGCGUUGACAGGUUCAAGCAGCGUUUAGGACACAACGACCAGCCUUUGUAUUUCGCCAAACUCGAUGUGCAGGCUGCCUUUGAUACGAUACCCCAAGCUGCUGUCAUUUCACUGAUUAGAUCAGUCCCGACGCAGGGCAAAUACGACAUGGUCAAGCAUUUUGAAAUACGACCCAACGAGAGUGGGAUCCUGGCCAAGUCAAAGGUCAUGAAAAGAUGGCACAUUUCAGCUAGAGCGGGUGGUGAUAAGUCGACAUUCUUGCAACUAAUCUCGCGUGGUACCAUCCACAGCAAAAAGAACGCAGUAUAUGUUGACAGUGUCUACCGGAUGGCGCACAGCACUCAUGAUCUACUCGCGCUGAUAGACUCGCACAUUCGGGAUAAUCUUGUCAAGAUCGGCAAGAAGUACUACCGCCAGAAAAAUGGCAUCCCUCAAGGAUCUGUCAUCUCCUCGUUGCUCUGCAACUAUUUCUAUGCGGACUUGGAAAAGAAAGAACUGCCGUUUUUGGAAGUAGAAGACUGCCUACUUCUCCGACUCAUUGACGAUUUCCUCCUAAUAACCACAGACAAGAACAAGGCAUCCGAAUUCGUGAGAGUCAUGGUGCGAGGCAUGCCGCAAUACGGCGUCUCGGUCAGUCCCGGUAAAACCCUCGUCAACUUCGAUAUGUCUCUGGACGGCCUGCCAGUGCCCAGGAUCCAGGAAGGCCGCCAAGCUUUUCCUUACUGUGGUAUCCAGAUCGACUGUCACACUCUUGAUAUCACCAAAGAUAGAGGAUCAAGUUCCGCCGCGCCGCUCAGAGACUCCGCGAUUUCAAACUCACUCACUGUCGAGUUCAGCCGACACCCAGGCCAGAACUUUGGGCGGAAACUCAUCAACACAUUCAAGAUUCAGUCAAACAUGAUGUUCUAUGACACGCGGCACAACACAAUGCUCACCGUCCUACGCAAUCUCUACGAAGCAUUCAUAGAGUCAGCUGCCAAGGCGUGGGCAUACCUGCGUUGUCUUCCGUCAGGAAAGCUACCCGGCCCAAGACUCAUCACAGAAUCCAUCUCCAGACUUCUCGAUGUCGCGUACUUGUUGCUGACCAGUCCGUCGAGGAGGCUAAGGCAUCCUCAGUACGAAUGUAAGCUCUCAAAAACGCAGGUGAGAGCCGCAGGCCUACGGGCAUUCCGUUCAGUGCUGGGAAGGAAGCAGGCCAGGUUUGGUGCUGUGUUGCAGUGGUUGGAAGAGCAAGCAGCAGAACUGGCGGCGAAACACAAAGCUCGUGAUCGCCAGGGAGUAGAGUGGCUGCCGUGAAUCUCACCACAUGUGGAGAAUUCAUGUCGUGUCUAGUUGAGUAGCUAUUCCUCGGGCUUCCCCCGUUGGGAUUAAUGUCUAUCCCGCAGUUUCGUGGCAUGCUCCAUCCGGAUGCAGACGCGAACAGUCUUUUUUGA